AUGCCAAAGUUAUAUUCCCCAGCAAAUGCAGAUAUCCCUCUUUCAGAAAUCGACUUAGAACGUCAGGACUCGGCCUUGCACCAGGUUGGUAGCAACUCGAGUAACACCAGCAAUACCAGUCGACCAAGUAUAAACAAUCAGCAAGCAACGUCUGGCUCUACUAUAAGUAACAGCAGUAGCCAUAAUAGUACUGCAGAUACCUUGAGAGCCCCACAGCAGGAUCGCCAGAGCGAAAAAGAUGACCUGCUGACUGAUAGCUCAGAUAGUUCCGACGACGAGCUUGUUGCGCUGAACCAAGUUGUUGGCUCUCUCGAAUCAAAAAAUAUUACCAAAGAACUUAACAAGGGUACGCUCGGUAGUCGUGAUGAUAAUGAUGACGGCCAAGCAAUCUCGCCGCAAGAUUCACACUCUCCAUUCCAAGCUAAUGCAGCAGUGCCACUACAACCAAAUCGUGCAGCAACAACCGUAACUUUCCGCCGAACAGAAACCGAGGACUCAGACUCGGACGGCGACCAACACCACAUUUCAGAUGAGCGUGCACGGCGCCGAAGAGGCCACCGGCACAGCUUGACACCCACCAAGUCGUCGCUAAGUCAAAAGAAAGACGAGUCCGACAACAAGGCUGUGCGGUACUUUCGCAAAAUCUUUCUCAAAGUUUUCCACAUGUCUGUUUUCUUUCGUUGCUUUUUCUACUGGCUGCCAUUAGCCAUUGCAUUUUUCAUUCCACUGGCGGUCGGCGCUUGGGGUCGCAAGGAUGCAUCCAUUGGCCAUGUUCCUCUCAAGUGGUUGUUUAUCUGGGUAGAAGUAGUAUGGGCUGCUGUUUUUGUUUCCCGCAUUGUUGCACACUUACUUCCCGUAGGGUACUACUUUCUCACUUCGAUUUUUGCGCCCAGACUUAAAAAAUACUGUUCCGUUUUGCAGGCCAUGGAAAUCCCUGUGACGCUUGUUUUUUCUUCGCUCAUUGCAGUAUCAACUUUUAUGCCUGUGAUGACGUGGAAAAAGAAUGCCAGCAAAAAGGAUGCAACUCAAACUUGGCAGACAGUGGUGCAAAAUAUUCUUGUUGCCACUUUGAUUUCAAGUUUGGUUUACUGUGCAGAGCGCACAAUUAUCCAUUUGAUUUCGGUAUCUUUCCACAAGAAGCGGUUUGCAAAUCGCAUCAAAGACAAUAAACAUUCUAUUUUUGUCUUGUCUGAGCUCUUGUGUGCAGCAUGCGUGGUGUUCCCGCCCUUUUCACCAGAGUUUAUGGAGGAAGAUAUGAAGCUGCAGAGCGGCAAGUUUUAUUCAUCCAUUUCGGAUGGCCACACGACCAUUUCUAAAAAAAUUGCUACCAACAAGAAAAUUCAAAAACUGUUUGGCAGAGUUAACCGCGCGGUAGAUGCGGCGAGCUCACCGUUUACCCACCACGCUGGAGGUGCAGCAGCAACCUCGCAUUCGCCUGUUGUUGCAGAGAGUGACACAGAAAUUCGCACAUGGUGUAAUAACAUUGUUGCGGAUGCUGUCAAUUCUAAAAAACUCUCAGAAACCCUUGCAAAGCGCAUUUGGCUAUCUUUGGUUCUUGAGGAUGAGGAAGCAUUGACAAUGAACGAUUUACAGGAAGUUUUGGGUCCCGAGAAAAAGAGCGAUUAUGAAAUUGUUUUCCAGACACUUGACAUUGACGGUAAUGGUGAUUUGACAUUGGAUGAGAUGAUUAGUUCUGUGCGUGAAAUUUCGCACGAGCGCAAGUCAAUUUAUCGCUCGCUCAAAGACGUGGACACUGCGAUUGCCAAACUUCACUCUGUACUUUUGUUUGUUGUAUUCAUCAUCAUUGUUAUCAUUUUCAUCGGCAUGCUUUCUCCGAGUGUCACUGCAGUGCUGGCCACGCUGGGAACUACCAUUUUAGGGCUGUCGUUUAUGUUUUCAACAACGGCACAGGAAAUAACGGCGUCGUGCGUAUUUUUGUUUGUCAAGCACCCGAUUGAUGUGGGCGACCGCGUUGAUAUUUUGAGCGUUGCUUAUGUUGUUAAAGAGAUUUCCCUGCUCUCUACUGUGUUUACUCGCGUGUUAGAUGCAACCAUUGUGCAGGCCCCAAAUUCGGUGCUGAAUACAUUGUGGAUUGACAAUGUUAGUCGAUCUGGGCCUCAGGGCUACCAGUUUGAUUUGAUUUUGGGGUUGCCUGAAACCACCAUGUCGCAACUGGAAAGUUUUGAGCAAAGAAUGGUUGAUUUUUGCGAAGAAAACUCGCGCGAUUAUGGCGCAACCCCAUUUUUUUACUGCACCGGGUACCCAGAUUUGGACCGUGUUAAGCUUACAAUUAACGUGGUGUUUCGAUCAAACUUUGCAGACGGGUUGUUGUAUUCCAAGCGUCGCAACAAGCUUAUUCGGUUUGUGGGUAGAUGUAUUCAUGACUUGAAUUUGCAUGUGCCGCGCCGUGAAGACAAUGCGACAGAUCCAGGAUUGCCAAUGUAUUACAACAAUGGAAGAGAUAAUAACGAACUGCCCUUUAAUAAUCCAACCAGAGAAGUCAGGUCAGUUUUGGAACAGGGGCGUAUUGGUGGGAUUACGGGCCGUCGCCAACACCAAGAUAUGUUUAUGAGUCGCUUGGGAGAACGACGUGCACGGAUGGGAUUCCAGGAUGAACAGGCGGCUAUUGAGUAUGGUGAAGAUUGUGUUCAAACCUCGCCGGUGGAGCCCCCCGUUGUUAUUGUUUCUCAACAAGGAGAACCAUCUCAGCCCAAGCUAAGUGUACUUACUAGUAUUAUUCCAGAGGAAGAAGAAGAAGAAGAGGAAGAAGAAAGAAAAGCCAUUGGGGUGUCGAGCGCGGUGGCGUCACCUGUUUCAGUUACAGGCGCAAGACCGCAUGUGCAGGAAAAUAGCUUGACCACAGUGCUAAGCGCCCAGCACAGUGGACUGGAGCGACAUGGAACCACGGCGAGUCGGGCUUCUGGGUCGACUAUGCAAGCUGUGACGAGUCGGACGGGUCGUCGUCGUCGUAGCAAUUCCAAUACGACUGGGUCUUCUGUGACAUGA
Messenger RNA from Magnusiomyces paraingens, 3006 nucleotides. RefSeq lists its product as uncharacterized. The transcript has a single exon. Gene Ontology annotation, cellular component: membrane. Bases 1 to 3006 code for a protein of 1001 amino acids. Gene Ontology annotation, molecular function: calcium ion binding; calcium channel activity. Lineage: Eukaryota; Fungi; Ascomycota; Dipodascomycetes; Dipodascales; Dipodascaceae. Gene Ontology annotation, biological process: intracellular calcium ion homeostasis; calcium ion transmembrane transport. The record is from RefSeq and is a predicted model, not a curated record.